AUGGCGUCCCGGCUAGUGCUGCUCUUUGCUGCCGCAGCCGUCGCCUUCGCCUGCCUCCCGGCGCCGGUCUCCGCCGUGGCGUGGAUGGUCGGGGACGACGGCGGCUGGAGGGCCAGGUUCCACCAGACCGGCUGGGCCGACGGCAAGACGUUCAGAGUCGGCGACACCCUGAUGUUCAUGUACCCCAAGGGCAACCACACGGUGAUCCAGGUUGGCAAGGAGGACUUCGCGACGUGCAACGUGCAGACCAACAACAAGCUCGGGGCCUGGUACUCUGGCAACGACGUCGUCCCCCUCGACAAGCCCGGCAAGAUGUGGUUCUUCUGCAGCGUCCCCGGCCACUGCGUAAACGGCAUGAAGCUCGUCAUCAACGUCGUCGGGGACGACGGCGUGCCGGCGCCGGCGCCGGAGCCGGGCUGGUGGUUCUAG
Panicum virgatum (switchgrass) is the source of this 429-nucleotide messenger RNA. Its product is annotated as basic blue protein-like. The record is from RefSeq and is a predicted model, not a curated record. Gene Ontology annotation, molecular function: electron transfer activity. NCBI's taxonomy places the organism in Eukaryota, Viridiplantae, Streptophyta, Magnoliopsida, Poales, Poaceae. Bases 1 to 429 code for a protein of 142 amino acids. The transcript is spliced from 2 exons. Gene Ontology annotation, cellular component: plasma membrane.